AUGACCGAAGCAACCAUGGCAGAAAUUCAAGUUGACAUAGUAGGUGAGGUUGCAGGAGCCCCUACUAGUCACAAGUGUUUAAUCGUGGUCCACGAGCUUCAUUCGAAGUGGCCUGAAGUUCGACCAAGCUCCCAUGUCACCAGUGCUGACGUGAUCUCGUUUCUCUGUAACUUAUUUACUAGAUGGGGUUUGUCAGAGGUUGUUAUCACCGGCAAUAGCCCCCAGUUCAAGUCAGGAGAAUUUCGUAAUUUCUUUACCAAUAAGGCCAUCACACAUUCUACCACCGCUUUCUACCACCCCCAAUCAAAUGGUGGCGUGGAACGUUUCAAUCAAAUUCUCAAGCAAAGAGUACGUACUCACAGAGAACAAGGCUUUUCGUUUCAACAAACUCUGCAGGGACGUUCCUGCACUAUCGUUCAUCACGACACACUAUGA
Molecule: messenger RNA, 435 nt
Organism: Corticium candelabrum
Lineage: Eukaryota; Metazoa; Porifera; Homoscleromorpha; Homosclerophorida; Plakinidae
Exons: 1
Coding region: 1-435 (144 amino acids)
Biological process (GO): DNA integration
Molecular function (GO): nucleic acid binding
Source: RefSeq, a predicted model, not a curated record